Messenger RNA from Drosophila gunungcola (fruit fly), 4342 nucleotides. RefSeq lists its product as uncharacterized. Lineage: Eukaryota; Metazoa; Arthropoda; Insecta; Diptera; Drosophilidae. The record is from RefSeq and is a predicted model, not a curated record.
ACAUCAGCUGCAGCAGCAACAUCAGCUGCAGCAGCAACAUCAGCAGCAGCAGCAACAUCAGCAACUUGCAGCCCACGACGAUGAAAAGAAAACGAAAUGCUCAGUGCCCGACGGUUUCACUUUCAUUCGCAACGCGCACGCGCAGCUGGCAGGGUCGCAAAAAGAGCACCUGAAAACACUCACCAAAAUACACCUUUGUGCCAUACGCAGCACAGAGAAUUACAAUUGUUUUAAUCGAAUAGAAAAGUGAUUAUAAGUGCGCUUUAAUUGGAAGGCAAUCAAUAUAAAUAAUUGAGUGUUUUCAUUUUAUUCCGCUGCAUCCAAUCGAACCUACGGCACUAUAUAUAUAAAAACCCCGUCGCGCAAUACUUGAUGGAUGCAGUAGCAAUGACAUAAGCCGCAAGCAAACGCAGCCCCAAGUUCAACAACUUGCCAAGAAAAGCGACAAACGUUUUAGGGAAAAUCUCUCGCCGAAAGAGAAAGAAAAGCGCCAUCCGCCAAAAGUGCCAAGGCAGCCACUUAGGAAAAAUCAUCAUCCAGCGACGUAUCGGUUAAAAUCAAACAGCCCGACAAGUGAGUGCCUAUAAUAGUCAGGAGUGUAGUGGAUUCGAUUCGAGUGGAGUGGAGUGAAGUGGACUGGACUGGAGUGGAGUGGAGUGGAGUGCAGUAGAGGCUAGUGGAUGGCCUUUGAAGCGGGCCCAAACAGGCUUGACGACUCCUCCAUUUGUCGCUUGGAAUUCGUCGUGGUCGCCGGGGUUAUUCACACCACCACCAGCAGCACCACCAGCACCACCAGCACCACCAUUCGCAAACCAAAAGCCCAGCUAACUCUUUCUGCUUUUGGCCAUUUCCGCAACAGCUCAAUGCGGCCCCACCGCCACCAACGACAUCUGCUAGCGGCGGCAGCCACGCUCUGCUGUCUGUUGGCCAUCAUCGUCCAGCCGGUCCUCUCGGAUGAUCCCCCACCCCCACCCGUAUCCGCAUCCGGACACAAUCCUCCCCAGAACUCCACGGAGCAGGCAGCCGAGGCAGCCCUGAGCGACAGCGGCCCCAAGGAGCUUAAUAAGCAGGCUGCCGGCCAACUCAUCCGCGAGGUCAUCGAAGGGCACCAGCACCAGACUAGCAUGGGAAGGGAACUGCUGGAGGACACAGAUCCGGAGAGGGAAUUGGAGGCGUCAGCCACAGAAAAAGAAGACGAGUUCGUGGGUGUCCCAGGCUUUCUGCCCACCAUGCUGCCUCCCAGGGAUUCGGAUACUCCCACCAAUGGGCAUGGCUACAUCCAGUUCGACAUCAACGAUGAGCUGCCGGUGGAGGUGGCCCGUCGCCAAAGGCCCAUUGAGCAGAUUGUGACUCGCUCGCGAACGGACACCGUCAACGAAGUGCUGUCCAAUCUGUUCCCCAAGGGAUUCUCCGACAUUUUCCGCUUUAGUGGAAACACGGAAGCAUCCACAUCCACAUCCACCACGACGACCACUACCACUACUACCACUGAUAAGGCAGUGGCCCGACCCACGGUGGUGGAUGUGGUCAGCACCACCGAGGCCGUCACCACUGAAAAAGCUACAGAAACUCCAGCUCCAGCCCCAAAUGCCACUUAUUACAGCUACCAGACCACCGUGACGAAGGAGUACCGUCGGGAGCUGGGGCCGGGCCACACGGAGAUCGUGGUGGAACACAUCCGGGAUCCGGGAUUCCGGGACGGCAGCAACCACAUUUCACGCGAUGAGCUGCUAAGGAUCAACCGGGCUGCCGUGGCUGCUCCUGUGCUGCCCAGUGUACUACUCCAACCGGAGAGCGAUGACAAUGAGACGCUGGUGGCGGCAGAGAGUGCUCCCAUCGUGAUCCUGGGCGAACACGAGGUGGAGCUGGAGGAGGGCCAGGAGAUCGACGACAACCAGAUUGCGGAGACGCGCCACGUGGGCAGAGAGGCGUACCAACAGCGCCUGCCAGCUCCGACCUUCGAUGGCAUCGAGAGCUAUGCCAACCAGAAGGGUCCUGGUCAGGAUCAGGAGAUCAAUGUGCACAUCGUCCACGACGAGACUUUGGGGAAAUCGCAGAAGGGACAGGGAAAGGUACUUCAGAAGGAGGCCAAGUUGCAGGCGCCCCAGCACUCCCUUGACCACUUCCAGGUGCACAGUGAGCAGCGCUUCCAGCAGCAUUACCCCAGCCCCGAGGCUCCUUCGCGCCAGUUCCUUAAGAGCUUCAAUCCCAUCGUCCAGGGCAGUGGUGAUGGACCCCUGCCGAAGGGCAGUUUCCACUACGAAGGACAGAGUCCUCCGCAGCGCCAUAAUCCUCGGCCGCCAAAGGAGGAAGACUAUGGAAAGCUUGUGAGACCUGCUGCCCAGUUGGCCUACCAACAGGAGUUCAGCCAGGUGAUUCCACAGGUCCAGAAGCAGCCGGAGCAGCAGCAGCCGGAAUCGCUGCACACAAAGGCCAUUUCCUCGCCCUCGCCGGCGGUGCCGCAAUACUCCGGCUAUGCAGGUCCCACUCCCGCGUCCGCCACUCCCAAUAGCCUGGUUUUUGUCACCUUGAACACGCCAUCGCCACCUCAUUCCUCGCCAGCUCCUCAGGUGGCUCAUUCUCACACCCUCGAGCCAGGUGUCCAGAUCACAGUCAAUCAUCCGUCUCCACAUACGUACGUGGCGGAGGCAGCCGCCGAGCAAUCCCAGCAACAUGUCGUUCAAGCUCCAGUUCCCAAGAAAUCAAGUCCCUACACCUUCGUGGAAGUGCAGAAAUCCGUGAACAUCCACAACAAACUGAUCACGGAGAAGGAUGGACGUCUGGUGGAACAGCACGAGACCAUCUACCACCAGCCCUAUCUGCUCAAUCACCUGCCGCCGCCUGGUCCGGCUGAUCCGACCAAGAGCUACACAUCCCUGGCCAAAAAUCCCAUCCACGUGGAGUACGACAGUUCGCCCCAAGAGGUGGCCAUCUCGCAUGCAGCCAUUCAUCUGGACACCGACCAUUCGGGGCACUCUGCUCCAGGUCCCGUUCAGCAAACGGUUCAUCCGGGUCCCAUUUACACUCCGGCUCAGCAGGAGCAGCAGGUGCAUCACCAGGAGAAUCAUGUGCAACUGGUUAAUCCUGAUCAUCAGGUGCAUCAAGAUCAUCAGGUGCUCCAUGAGCCGCAGCUGGACCAUGAUCCUCAGAUUCAUAUUGAACACCAUGACCACCAUGACCACCACGACCACCAUGACCAUCAUGACCACCAUGACCAUCAUGACCACCAUGACCACCAUGAUCACCAUGAUCACCAUGAACACCAUGAGCAGCCUGCUCCACAGCCAUAUCAGCAGGUGGUGGAGAAGCAUAUACCCAUUCCCUAUGCCGUGCCACAACCUGUGCCCGUUCCCGUCCACGUGGAGCACUACGUGGAUCGUCCCUAUCCGGUGGAGACGAUUGUGGAGCACCCCGUGCCCUAUCCCGUCGAGCGGGUGGUGGAGAAGAUCGUUGAGAAGCACGUGCCCGUGGAGGUGGAGCGCAUUGUGGAAAGGCCCGUGCAUGUGGAGAAGAUUGUAGAGAAGUUCGUGGACCGCCCGAUGGCCAUUCCGAUUCACGUACCCGUGGCCAUACACAUGCCCAUGCCGCCCGGUCACUCCUCCCUGGCCUUCGCCCACCACGGCCAUCCCAAUGCCCUGACUCCCUGGGCCCACUCCGUGGCCCACAUUCCGCCGAAGGUGCUGCAGAACUACUACACGCGGAUGCUCAAGAAACUGUUGCCCCAACUCACGGCCAAAGCCCCAGCUGCCCCGCAAUCCCCCAAGGCGCCGAAGUUGAGCAAGCCGGUGGCGGCCAUUAAGCAGCCGGUGAAGCCCGUGAGGGGAGAGGCGCCCAAGGUGGCCACCUUCAGUUUGGCCGACAUGAAGUUCGACCUUCGCCCACCGCCGCCGCCGCAGGGUUCGUCGUGGCUGCAGGGUGCCCGCUAUAUCUACAACACCCUGCCCGUCGACCUGGCCACAGCCGCCGCCUCCUCGGCUCCCGUCCAGAUGGUCAAGUCCUACAUUGGCCCCGUUCCAGACACCACCUCCUCCGUUUCGGGCCCCGGCGAUGCCCCCCUGACCAGCGAGUUCGAUGAGUUCCAGCGAUGGCGCAACGGGCACUCCCUAAAACGCAGUCCCGACUUCGGGCGCAACCUUCAACUGGAGUACGGGUUCAAGCCCCCUUUGGUGCCGUCCAUGGAAAUCGACGACAAGGGGAAUCCCCUCAAGCAGGCGGAACAAUCGGAGACGCAGUGAUGGAAUAUGAUUGCGGAGACAAAAGCGUGCCAAAAUAUAAAGAUAUAGUAUCUAUUUAUGUAACAUAUUUAAAACACAGCAUUUAAUAAAAUUAUAUUACACUUUAU